CUCCGAUCCGAAAAGGGCCCAAACAGGGAAACCGAAAACCCUGGUAAAACGAAGGCGAAGGUGAUGAUCCCCCGCCAUCAGCAGCCAAAAACCUAAAACUCUCCACAGACUAAACCGAUUGAUUCCGACGAGAGAGCGGCGGCGGAGAUGGCGGGAGGCGGAGAAGGAAGGAGGAAGAAGCCGAACAUACUGAUAACCGGUACCCCAGGAACCGGGAAGACGACGAUGGCCACUGCUCUGGCGGAUUCGACGCAGCUCCGGCACAUCAACAUCGGGGACUUGGUCCGGGAGAAGAACUUGCACGACGGAUGGGACGAGGAAUUCGAAUGCCACGUUAUCAAUGAAGACCUGGUGUGCGAUGAAUUAGAGGAUGUGAUGGAUGAAGGAGGGAACAUAGUGGAUUACCACGGCUGCGAUUUCUUCCCGGAGCGUUGGUUCGACCGGGUUUUGGUCCUUCAGGUGGAGAAUUCUGUCUUGUUUGAUCGCCUGACCAAGAGUAUGUUUAUGUUGGCGGCGAAAUGUCAGAGGGUAUUCGCAGACCAAGAUCACGAACAACAUAGAGUGCGAGAUCUUUGGAGUCCUAUUGGAAGAGGCGAAAGAGAGCUACCCAGAUCAAAUCGUUGUGGCGCUACAGAGCAAUACGAUCGAGGAUGUUGCCAGAAAUGUCGAAACACUAUCGGAAUGGGUGAGGAAUUGGUCGGUACCUCUACCUGUGCCCUCCUCGUAGGAAACUCCAAUGGCAGAGACGCUUUGAGAGCUUUCAGGAUGGAAAGUGUGAAGUGAACCAAAUUCACGCCCCUAGGAUAUAUUCUGUAUUUUGGGUUGAAAGAAAAUUGGGCAGUUUCAGUAGAGAUCAGAGAUUGUUGUACCAGAUUUGUUGAGGAACUUAAACGCCUUAUCUUCCUUUCGUCGUCAAUAGUCUUUACUGUCUGUCAGUAUCAAUGAGCAGAAUCUCUUGUACACACAAACCAUGUUUGCAGAAACAAGCCAUGUACUGCAGCGAACAUCUAGAAGAUGCAAGCUUUAGUCGGUUUUCUG
Molecule: messenger RNA, 1038 nt
Organism: Linum tenue
Lineage: Eukaryota; Viridiplantae; Streptophyta; Magnoliopsida; Malpighiales; Linaceae
Source: the annotation of a GenBank genome assembly